AUGGACAGUCGCCAUCUGAAAGCUUUUAUUUUCCUCCUUAUUACAGUGAUUGGUAUUCCAGGCAACCUCUAUGUUAUCCUAAAAUUUGUCCUCAUCAGACUUGUAGAGAAGAAACUAUUGCCUACAAAUCUAAUUCUACUAGUCUUGGCUAUAGCAAAUCUUUUAAUAGUUUUUUCUCGUGUUAUUCCUCAAUCGCUAUUUGCCGUAGGACUGGAAAAUCUAAUGAGUGAUGCAAGCUGCAAAUUCUCUGGUUAUACCUACAGAGUGAGCAGAGCAAUGUCUAUUUGUACAACCAGCUUGCUUAGCUGUCACCAGUGCAUCCUCAUUGCUCCAUCUACCAAAAUCUGGAUUCAUUUAAAGCAGAAAGUGACCCAGAAUACAUUUAUAAUCAUCCUUUUGAUUCUAUCAAUGAAUCUUAUGCUAUACCGCACCAGUUUUUUGUAUGCCAAUGCAAGGAAGAAUUUUACUUCCCCCUAUACUCUUCACUUGGUGUACUGUGACACAGACUUUCAAACGUACGUCUCUUACAUUGCCAAUGGAAUUGUUUUUGCCUCAGGGGAUUUCCUUUUUGUUGCAGUGAUGGCUUUAGCAAGUUUUUACAUAGUCUAUGUAUUACUAAGACAUGCAAAAACAGUGAAAGGUAUAAGGAGCUCAGACAAGUUCCAGACUAAAUCCAUUGAGCAUAAAGCUUCUAGAGCUGUUGUUCUGCUGGUUGCCUGCUAUGUCAUAUUCUUUGGAUUGGACAACAUUAUGUGGAUAUAUACACUGACUCUUUCCAAUGUAAAAACAGAUAUGAAUGAUGCUCGGGUUGUGCUCACAUGUGCUUACUCUGCACUGAGCCCAAUUGUCACUAUAGUAACAAAUCCAAAACUACAGCGGCGUUUAUAUUUUGGGAAAAAAAAUCAUAUUCUGCAAGAAUCCUCCACUAGUCUAUAUUUCAUCAAUGUUUGUAAAUAG
Messenger RNA from Hyla sarda, 957 nucleotides. Its product is annotated as olfactory receptor class A-like protein 1. Gene Ontology annotation, cellular component: membrane. The coding region runs from base 1 to 957 and encodes 318 amino acids. The record is from RefSeq and is a predicted model, not a curated record. Lineage: Eukaryota; Metazoa; Chordata; Amphibia; Anura; Hylidae. Gene Ontology annotation, biological process: G protein-coupled receptor signaling pathway. The transcript has a single exon. Gene Ontology annotation, molecular function: pheromone receptor activity.